Molecule: messenger RNA, 1394 nt
Organism: Argentina anserina (silverweed cinquefoil)
Lineage: Eukaryota; Viridiplantae; Streptophyta; Magnoliopsida; Rosales; Rosaceae
Product: E3 ubiquitin-protein ligase At3g02290-like
Exons: 5
Coding region: 480-1172 (230 amino acids)
Molecular function (GO): ubiquitin-protein transferase activity
Source: RefSeq, a predicted model, not a curated record
UGGACUCUCCCAAAGUCUUCGCUUUCAACAACACCCUCCUCCUCUUUUUACUCUCUCUCUCUCUCUCUCUCUCUCUCUCUCUCUCUCUCUCUCUCCCCCUCUCUCUUCCUAAUCUAUUCGCUUAUCCACUCCACAACACAAGGUAUGUUGUUACAAUCCCACUUCCCCAGCUUCAAAUUUCAAACCUUUUACUCUUCUCUUCAAUCAAAAUCCCAAAUUUUUUCUGGGUUGUUACUGUAAUUCUUGAAUGCAAUUGUGCUUACCUCCAGAGAUUUCAUCUGAUAGAUAUAGAUAUAAUUGUUCAGGUUACAAGUUUUGAUCUUGGGUGAGUGUAAAAAAAUUGGUGCUUUUCUUCUCUAUGUGUGAUUCACAUUGUGGGGAGACUUUUGGAUUAAAGGAGGAGCCUUUGUGAGGGAAGAGUAGUGUUUGUGUUUCUGAUUUGUGUGUUAGUUUGGGGUUUUGUUGGAAAAAGCAUUGAGAUGGGUUCUCUUUGCUGCUGUCCGUGUGGCGAUGAAUUUGAAGAGUAUUCUCUUCCGAGCAAUCCAGUAUACAGGCAUUGCGCGUGCCUCAGAUACUUCUUCCACCAGCUAUUCAGUGGGUAUAGUGCACCGUUUCAAAGGCUUGAUGGGCGAUCAGUUCCAUCACCUAACCAAGGGGUUAUUUCUUCUGUCCCGACUGGAACCGGCACAACAGUAGCUAAUAACCCCUCAAAUGAUACUCAGUUCUCAGUGGCCAGGCCAUCACCCUUUGAUGCCGAUCAAAGGUACUCACGUUUGCAGCGUGACGGUUUAAUCUCUAGGCGUGAGAAAUCAAUGACACAUUUGCAAGAAGAUGUGCAACAAGUGAGAAGAAGCAGUUCUGGAACAGAAUCCCUGGGAUCGGCGAAGAAACGGAAUGGAGUUGAGACUGAAGAAGAUUGUAAGAUAGGGCAAUCAGAGACCUCAGAAAAGGAUCUAGCAUCAAAAGUCGCAUAUGGGCUAACUUAUGUGGUGCCUUCUUCUGAAGAUGAUGAUGUGUGCCCUACAUGUCUUGAUGAAUAUACCACUGAAAAUCCUAAAAUCACAACAAGAUGUUCGCACCAUUUCCACCUUGGCUGUAUUUAUGAGUGGUUGGAAAGAAGUGAAAGUUGUCCAAUUUGUGGGAAGGAGAUGUUGUUCUGUGAAAGCCCCUAACUUUUAAUAUCUGAGUUCAAAGUAAUAGAGCAAAUACAUAUGGAGCGGCUAUGAGUUUCUGUAAAUAAAAAAGUCGUGCUGUUUAUAAGGUUUGCAGAGAUGGAACCAAUUGUUAUUUGUGCCACUAAUUUGUAAUAUUUUGUUGUGUUUCUUCAGGCUUUCAUGUCUGCAUGCCCCAUUACGUGUAUAGAACUCCAGAUCAGUGUGGCACCAUAUUCAGUU